ACUGGCCCGCCAGACCGCCCCACUCCUGCCGCCCUCCGAUGGGUCCACUGCCUUUGUGCCCGCCAGUAGGGCUGUCGCUGCUGCUGCUACUGGGACCCGGACUCGGGCUCAGCUCAGCUUCCCAGAGGUCACAUGUGCACCGACGUGGGCUUAUAGAACUGGCAGGGACUGUGCACUGUGCUGGCACCCGCACCGCCAUGGCCUACAUGAACUACGGCUGCUAUUGUGGCCUGGGUGGCCAUGGCCAGCCCAGGGAUGCCAUUGACUGGUGCUGUCAUUCCCACGACUGCUGCUACAAACGUGCCGAGGAUGCUGGCUGCAGUCCCAAGAUGGGGCGCUAUUCCUGGCAGUGUGUCAAUCAGCACAUCCUGUGUGGACCAGUGGAGGACAAAUGCCAAGAACUCAUGUGCAAGUGUGACCGGGAGAUUGCUUACUGUUUAGCCAACACUGAGUACACCUUCAAGUACCUCCUUUACCCCCGUUUCUUGUGUGGGAAGGACUCACCCAAGUGUGACUGACUAGCCUGACU
This is a messenger RNA of Balaenoptera musculus (blue whale), 529 nucleotides long. It is a transcript of the gene PLA2G10, whose product is annotated as phospholipase A2 group X. Bases 39 to 518 code for a protein of 159 amino acids. Gene Ontology annotation, biological process: phospholipid metabolic process; arachidonate secretion; lipid catabolic process. Gene Ontology annotation, molecular function: phospholipid binding; calcium ion binding. The transcript has 4 exons. The record is from RefSeq and is a predicted model, not a curated record. NCBI's taxonomy places the organism in Eukaryota, Metazoa, Chordata, Mammalia, Artiodactyla, Balaenopteridae.